UUGGUUACAGAGUGAGAUAAUGGCGACGAAACACUGGACAGCCAUUCCGGUAUCAUUAAGAGAAGACUUCCUUGCAAAGACGAUUUGAAUUUCAUUCAUUAUCAGGGAAUAUUCGUAGACCAAAAUGGAAGCGGAAUUCGCGUUUUCAACCCCAACAUGGACUAACAAUGUACGAGCAUUCCUGUCUCAGUUCUCGGACGUGUUUAGCGCUUUUGCACGUUACAUCUCACCGUCCUACCAACAUGACAGAUGUGAACGCUCGGUGCAGAUGAGGCUCUAUGCCCUGAGUAAGAGGCAGUUUGUCGUGGUCUACAUUGUCUUUUUUGUGUGUUUUGGCAUCAGUGUUUUGAUCGGAGUUGCAGGACCUCCAAUUAUUGAAACUGUAACACAAAAUUCAUCUGCUUUACCAGGUUCUAGAGACAUUAACAAAAAGACAGGGCCAUUUGUUUUGAAAUCACCUCCAAUGUCCACAUUUCACCAACAACUGUGGUUAAUAGCAGAUGUUACUACAGACAGUCAAGGGGGGUCUCGAUUUGAGCAGCCUUUCACAGUCAGUGUGCAGAUAAGGGGACUUAAGUCUGAAGAUGAACUGCUUUCUUCCUCCCAGAACCCAGAGCUGACAGCACAGUCUCACAACAGAUCCAGGAUACUGCGGUGUUCCAAUACAUGUGACAAUCUAAUAUUGCUUCAUCUUGGAUACCUGGACUAUUACCGCUACAUUAUAACUAUUCAGUUCUAUGGACUGGAGGACUCCAAAUUCCACUUCAGUGACAUUAUAUUUCAUUUUAAAAGUUACAACACCUCAUUCACCAACACAGAGAUCUGGAUUAGAUUUGUGUUCCUGUUCCUGACCUUCCUUGUUACAUGUCUGUAUGCUCAUUCCUUAAGGAAAUUUUCCAUGCGUGACUGGUCAUUUGAACAAAGAUGGAUAACUUUACUCUUGCCAUUAUUACUCUUAUACAAUGAUCCUCUGUUUCCCUUGACGUUCCUUGUUAACAGCUGGGUGCCGGGAAUGUUUGAUGCCAUUUUCCAGGCCUCCUUCCUGUGUGCCCUGUUGUUAUUUUGGUUGUGUAUAUAUCAUGGUGUCAGACAGACUGACAGAAGAUUUCUCAAGUUUUAUUUGCCAAAAUUACUGGUUGUGGGUUUGAUAUGGAUAUCAGCUGUUACAAUAGCGUCUUGGCAGGAAUAUAAUGAACUUCAGGAUCCUACAUAUUUCUACAGGCUAGACACCACAAAUUUUACGGGUUUUAAGAUAUUUUUCUUUAUUGUGGGAGGCCUGUACCUAUUGUAUUUGCUCUACCUUCUGGUCAGGGCAUAUGCUGAGCUUCGCUCCAUGCCAUACUUUGACCUACGUUUGAAGUUCAUGACAUUCCUCAUGUUGAUCGUGCUGUCCAUCAGUAUUGCUAUCACAGCGAUGAAGUUCGGUGCUGCUGCCCUACAAGAUAAUUUUGUGGCUGAGAUUUCCACAAACUAUGAGAACUCUAUUGAGUUUGUCUCAUUCUAUGGUCUUCUGAACUUCUACAUGUAUACAAUGGCAUUUGUAUACUCUCCCUCUAAAAAUGCACAAUAUGAAACAAAUUUUAAAGACAAUCCAGCCUUAUCCAUGCUGAAUGAUUCUGAUGAAGAGGUGCAUUAUGGGUCUGAUGCAGAGGAAAUUAGUUUGACAAAUAGGAGAGGAAAUCGGUAUCAGGAUGAAGAGGAAACUUUUCAUUGAUAUCAAAGAGCUGAGGAAAUCCAUGACUAAUGAAUCCAUAACUGUUUAAUGAAAUCCAGUGAAUUUUGUAGAAACAAUGUCCGUCUAGGAUGUACUACAGUUUGUAGAGUGUGUAUCUGUGUCUAGGAGGCAGAACAAAAUGGUUUAGGGUGUAUAACAGUAUAGUAUGUCGUAAGAGGUACAUCAGUGUUCUUUUAGGACUUACAACACUUAAACGGUAUGUGUGGGAGGUGUACGUGGGAAUGCUCCAUAAUGUUGAUAAGUGAAAGUGGGAUUUUCAAAUUAAUUGGAGCCUUUAGUUCAAAUUUGCAAUUUUCUGGAAUUAAAACCAGUGUUGAAAUUUUACAUAUUAGUGCACUUUGUCACAACAAUCAUUCUAUAUUUAUUACGGGACAUACUUAUGACGCAGUUUGCUUGUGGUAUUUUUUCAGUUGUCAUUCUAAUCCGUGUUUUAGAUGAUGUUGAUUUGUCUUCUUUCAUUUCAUUGGUUCAACAAAAAUCUGAAGAGACAAACAACUCCACGUCUUGUAAUCCCUUGUCAUAAUCAUAGAUCAUAAUUCUCUUUAACUAAAAUUUCACUCCCAAAAAUUUGUUUUUACGAUCGAGUUAGUAAAUACAGUAAAUGAAAGUCAUUGUAAAAGAAGUCUAGAUAGCAGCGAAAUGUAUCAUGCAAGCUACAGAUUUAUCAAAAAUCCAAAUAAAGAGAAUAUGUUACCCUUGUUAAAAUCUGAUGUUUUCUGAAUUUUCAUUUUAGUUGUGAAGUUUGACAUGAAGGUGCCAUUGUUUUUGUGUGAUACAUUCCAUUGUAUGUUGAUUAAUUUACCUGGGUAUAGUUUAAUACUUUGAUGGAAUAUCACUUUAAUCAUCUUAUGCAAAUGGAAAAGAGAAAUUACAAUGAUGUUAAUUACGGGCUGUUAUUGGAUUUUGUAAAUAUGUAUUGAUUGUUAUGAGAUUGCAGGGUUGUUGGGUAUUGCAUUAACAGUUUUUGUGCCACUGUGUUAAACUUAUGUGUGAUUCUGGGACAAGAUAAAUUAAAGUCUUCGAAUUUAAAUGAGAUAUAGUAAGCAAAAAGUAAAGCAUUUUUGAUACACACAGAAGAUGUGUGUGUCAGAGUUACAAUACACACAGAAGAUGUGUGUGUCAGAGUUACAAUACACACAGAAGAUGUGUGUGUCAGAGUUAUUUCUUAGACGAUAAUUUUAAGAAAUUUGAUGCUGUUAAUUUAUUUUUUCAAAUAAAAAUAGUUUUAUACUCUCUUUUUCAAAUGUUAAUGCUUAUACAGAUAUAUUCAGAUUCAUUGAUUUUAUAAACCUAUCGAUAGCUUCACAGAACUUUAUUUCCGACUUGGUAUACUACACACAGUGUAACAAGUCUAUUGAUAAUUAGGACAUACAUUGAGGGGGGGGAAAUCAUUUCUUUAUAUAGAUGUGGAUAUAUAAGACAUUUUAUAUAGGAUCAUUGUUAAAAUGUUCCAUGGCAUUAUUGCAAUUUUCACCAGGUAAACAUGUAGAUGAUGGAGAUUAAUGGUUACUAUACAAUUAUGUGUUAAUGGAAAUGAUGGAGAUUAAUGGUUAUGAUACAAUUAUGUGUUAAUUUUUGUUCUUCUGUACUUGUGAAUUAUCUUAAGUUUUGUGAUAUUUGUUUUGUGUUAACUUACAAACAUAUGCAUCUACUUAAAAAAUUAAAUAUUAAAUACAAACAGCAUUACAGCCAUUAAUAUCUUAAUAGUUCUAAGCAAUUAACUUUAAGUAUUGUUACUUUAUUAGUGAUAGAAAUGGUAUCUUUAUGUGUUGCAAUUUUUGUAUUGCUAUAAAACUUAGUUCAACAUUAUAUAGUGUUACAACUGCAAUGCUAAAUGAUAUUUGGAACGUUUUUUUUUUAUCAGUAUUCAAUGGCCAGAAAAUCAUGCUAGGAAAAAGAAAAUGUAUUAAGCAAGGAAAUGGCCAGCUUCAAUAGGUUGGUCUGAGGGAUAAUUUGUCAUGGGGUCAGUGUCAAGUAGGGCUCGAGAUACUAGAUAUAGAUAGUCAGUGUGUUAACAUGUAAUAGGCCUACUGGAGUUUAAUAUUUCAUAUUGGGCUAUUGACCAGUCGAGCUAUAGGCUUUAAAAAAAAUACAUAUAUGUAUGUGAUAUAAUUUAUUUGACUGAAGUUUAUUUUUAAUUGUAUUUUGGUAUUGCAAUACUGUAAAAUAUUAUUUUCAGAUUUUUUGAUGGAUACAGGUAGCCAAAAAUAUUGUCGAACACAAAUGUAUAUGAUGUGCAUGUACUUAUAAUGACAAUGUAAUUUUUUGUCAGGUUUUUAAUAUGAAUUUACUAUUUCUUUUUUUUUUUAUUGUUUUCAUUUUAAGGAGGUUUGUCACAUUUUAAACUUUGUCUUGCUAGUUACUCUUACUGUAAAGAACAACCAGGAUAGAAUAUUUGAAAUGUUGAUUUUUCAAAGUAAAACAUGAAAAUGGUGUCAGAAGUCAGCCUUUUUGCCAUCAAAUGGUAUACACAUGUCAUUUAGAUAUCAAGUACAAUACCAUUCUAGUAUGAGGGGCACUCAUCAUUCUGAUCUGAAAUAGGGAGAUUUGCAGCGUGUCAGGCCUCAUGAAAUGAAAAUCAUUUUAAUUUUGUCAUUCAAUUUUCUACAAACUGGGCACAAGUAAUGAAUAUAACAAAUCAUACUUUGAAUAGAUUUAAUAUUGCAACUAGAAAUUUCAAGUUAAUUUUCUUUUUAAUUGUUCUUUUUGAUCUACUUUUGUUUGUGGAUGUUACUUUUUCUUAUUCUUGUGUAGAAAUCCAUGAUCUCUUCAUUUAAUAUGUCUUGUUUUAAUUUAAUAUUGGUACAACCAUAUGAAGGAACACAACCUGCUAUCCCAAGUAUUUGAAAUAAAUAUUUUUAAAUGAAAGUC
This is a messenger RNA of Ostrea edulis (European flat oyster), 4606 nucleotides long. Its product is annotated as transmembrane protein 181-like. The transcript has 14 exons. Gene Ontology annotation, molecular function: toxic substance binding. Lineage: Eukaryota; Metazoa; Mollusca; Bivalvia; Ostreida; Ostreidae. The record is from RefSeq and is a predicted model, not a curated record. The coding region runs from base 125 to 1714 and encodes 529 amino acids.